Molecule: messenger RNA, 774 nt
Organism: Trichoplusia ni (cabbage looper)
Lineage: Eukaryota; Metazoa; Arthropoda; Insecta; Lepidoptera; Noctuidae
Product: leucine-rich repeat extensin-like protein 3
Exons: 3
Cellular component (GO): extracellular region
Source: RefSeq, a predicted model, not a curated record
CGUUGUAAUAUUAUAUUAUUGUCUUCGUUUCCAGUCCUUUUCCUGGGAACGGCAUUGGCACAGCCGUGCCCGCAGCCGGAGCCGCAGUUCCCGUGCGGCUGCCAGGCGCCCCCGCCACCCUGCGACGGGAGCCUCCAGAUAGGGCCGUGUAACCCAUGCGAGCCUCCAGUCAACUACGUGUACGGGCAAGCUCCAGCUGGUUCCAUCCUCAUCCGCCCCGGUCAGAUCAGGUUCCCCAAUCCACCCCCAAUAGUGGUACGACCUGGUCAGAUCAGAUUGCCCCAGCCACCAGCGAUCUGGGUGAAGCCAGCCCCAGUCCAGCCCCCCACACCGUGCCCCAUCACGGUGAGGCCCCCACCGGUGCGACCUCCGACGCCCCCACCGUUCUACGUGAGGGUGCCCCCAGUGACCCCGCCCCAGCCCCCGCCGUUGAUUGUCAGACCACCACCCGUCUGCGUGCCUAGACCUCCACCAAUGAGGGUGCAACCCCCACCAGUGCAACCCCCAGUACCCGGAGCCUUAGUUGUAAGGCCCCCUAAGAUCGUGGUACCAGCGCCCCCAACCAUCUGCUUCCGCCCGAACCCACCCCAGAACUUCAGAACCUUAGGAGCUGCGACAGUUUGCAGAGUCAACGCCCAGGACUGCGCGCCACCUCCACCGCCACCCUGCCCCUGUCAGUCUUGCCCCCCACCGCCCUGCCCGUGCCCCUGCCCCUGCCCCCCACCCCCGCCGCCCCCAUGCGGCUGCCCACCACCCCCAUGCUUAUGCAACUAA